Molecule: messenger RNA, 8299 nt
Organism: Betta splendens (Siamese fighting fish)
Lineage: Eukaryota; Metazoa; Chordata; Actinopteri; Anabantiformes; Osphronemidae
Gene: gpr158a
Product: G protein-coupled receptor 158a
Exons: 12
Coding region: 403-4497 (1364 amino acids)
Biological process (GO): G protein-coupled receptor signaling pathway
Cellular component (GO): membrane
Molecular function (GO): G protein-coupled receptor activity
Source: RefSeq, a predicted model, not a curated record
AGCCUAUGUAGCCUACACGCAGAGGAAGAACGUCCGCCGCACAGCAAAGCCAAGACAGCCUUGUCCACAGUGAGAGAGGAAGAGAGAACAGAGAGCGAGAGGAGAGGUGGGGAAACAGCUGCAAGCGAACGCUCAACAUCAACAAGCUGCAUGAGUCGUCUAUAAAGGAAGAAAGCGGGGAUCUGGCGAGGACGGCGAGGGAGUUCCUGGCGUUUUUCCUCCUCCUCCUUCAAUUUUAAAUUGAACACCAGAGUCGCUACAAGUGUUGAAGCGAUGCUUUAGCGAAGCAAUUUUGUAGAUUGUUUCCUCUUCCAGCAUACCCGCCCGACGCCGCUCCAAUUCCUAGCAGCGACCCCCCCCCCCCCCCCCCCCAAAACAUCUGCGGACGCUCUCUGGAGGGAGAUGGCUGUUUUCCGUCUGUCGCUGCUGCUGCAAGUGGGAUUUGUGCUCGGAUCCAACCACAUUUACGCGGAAUGGUCAGACGCGAGGGCACCGGAGGCGUUUCGCGGCGCUCAGACGCACCGUCGGCAGCUGGCGCACCUCCGCACGCCUCGGCAGCCUCCGUGGGAACCGGCGGAGCUGCCGCACAAAGCGGAGGAGCGUCUCCCGAGGACGAUCGCGGCUUUCCUCCGCACCGGGGACUCGGCCGCCCUGAAGCACGUCAACUGCUCGCGGAGGUACGAGCUCACCUCUCUGCGGGGAAGGUCACGCGCCACCCCGCAUCGCUCCAUGAGCAGCGUGCUCGACACGGUGCUGCACGCCACAAACUUCCUCAACAUGGUCCUGCAAGCCAACAGGUCCAGGGAGCAGACUCUGCGGCGAGACAUCGAGUGGUACCAUGCGUUAGUCCGGAGCGUCCUGGAGGGGGACGCCAAGAUCCACCGGGCUGUUGUCACUUUCAACGCGGAUUCAUCCGCGGCGAGGCCCUCGGUGCUCCUCCAGGCCACCAGGGCCGGCGGGGAGAUAGUCCUCCAGGACCUCUCCGCCACGGCCCACCACCACCACCCGCACAACCACACAGCAGACACGGAGUGGUACCGCGAGGUGAAAACCAGAAAGAAGUCCAGCUUCCAGAAGCGGGUGCUGAGCCAAGAUUUCCGGUCGGUCGACAACUCUCUGAAACGCGGCGAGAGCUUCAUCCUGGACAAGACGCACGUCAAAUGGUCGGCGCCCUACCUGGAGUGUGAAAAGGGGAAUUUCAUCCCUCGCUGGCUUUUGACCUUAUCGGCUGCCUUUUAUGGCCUGAAGCCCAACCUGGCGCCCGAAUUCAGGGGUGUGGUGCGAGUGGACGUCAGCCUGCAGGACGUGGACAUCGACCAGUGCUCCGCUGACGGCUGGUUCGCCGGGACGCACCGAUGCAACCUGACCACGAUGGAGUGUUUGCCCAUCCACGGCCACGGGUUCGUCUUAGACAAGUACAAGUGUCACUGCAGGAAAGGCUUCUUCCACCCGAACAGAGUGGCUGUUAACGGCUUCAGCGGAGCGGGGAGGAGGGGAAAGGCUGCAGACAGUGGUCCCAACGCAGACGAGGGCUCCUCCAGCGACUGCCUGCCGUGCCAGCAGGGCUGCGCCUUCUGCAAGGACGACACCCCCUGCGUGGCGCAGGAGGACAGCGCGCUGCGCAUGGCCGUGCUCUCCUUCCAGUGCCUCUGCAUGCUGGUCGUCUUUGUCAGCAUGGUGCUCAUCUACCAUUUCCGUAGGAAUAAGAGCAUCCGAGCGUCGGGGCUGGUCCUGCUGGAGGCCAUCCUGUGUGGAGCUCUGCUCCUCUACUUUCCGGUGGGCAUCCUGUAUUUCCAGCCCAGCGUUUUCCGCUGCAUCCUGCUGCGGUGGGUUCGACUGCUGGGCUUCGCCACCGUCUACGGGACACUGACUCUCAAGCUGUACAGGGUGCUGAAGGUCUUCCUGUCGCGCACCGCCCAGAGGAUCCCCUACAUGACCAGCUGCCGAGUGCUGCGUCUGCUGGGCAUCAUCCUGCUCAUCGUGUGCUGGUUCCUGGUGGCCUGGACAUCUGCCGUCUGUCAGAACCCAGACAGGAAGCUGGCGCUCAUCGACGUGGGCUACACGCCCGAUGGGCUCCAGUUCAGCAUGUGCCUGCUGGAUCGCUGGGACUACAUGAUGGCUGUUGCGGAGUUCCUCUUCCUGCUGUGGGCCGUGUACCUGUGCUACGCCGUGCGGACGGUGCCGUCGGCCUUCCACGAGCCGCGCUACAUGGCCAUCGCUGUGCACAACGAGCUCGUGCUGUCGGCGAUAUUCCACGUCAUCAGGUUCACUCUGGCUCCUGAGCUCCAUCCCGACUGGAUGCUGCUACUGUUCUUCACCCACACCCACUUAACUGUAACAGUAACACUGGGUCUGCUACUCAUUCCUAAGUUUCUUUUUGCUGGCACCCAUAUGCGAGACGAUAUUGCCUCUGAGGCCUAUGAGGAUGAGCUGGACAUGGGUCGAUCUGGAUCGUACCUGAACAGUAGCAUAACCUCUGCGUGGAGCGAGCACAGUCUGGAUCCUGAGGACAUUCGGACACCAGACGAAAUGGGCCAUCUCAGUUCUAUUAAUGGCUGUGGCGUAAGGCCUUGUGACAGUCUUUGGGAAAAAUAUACCAAUGAAGAGCUUAAAAAACUCUACUCCCAGUUGGAGAUUUACAAGAGGAAGAAGAUGCUGGCAAACAACCCUCAUCUCCAGAAGAAGCGCAGCUCUAAGAAAGGGCUGGGCCGUUCCCUAAUGAGACGCAUUACUGAGAUCCCCGACUCAGUUCACCGGCAGUGCAGCCGUGAGGACAAAGAGUCUGGAGAACAUGGCAGCAAACGAAACAGUAUGUGCAUGCUGAAGAAGAACCCAGUCGAGCCAACUCACCCAGCAAAACCAGCAAAGGAGGAGACAGUGAAGAACAAUGUUUUCUCCCUAAAGAAGUCCCACAGUAGCUACGACCACGUCCGUGACCAGAGUGAAGACUCCAACAGCUCAGCACCGGACAAGAUGGAGGUGGCCACAGCCGAGGGCUCUCUUGUGGAUACACUUAUGGGCAGGAAGCUUGUUAAGAAGAAGUCCAAUGAAAAUAUAAGUGUCCCCAGUGAGUCCACAGAAUCAGUUCCUUUAGUCUGCAAGUCUGCCAGCGCCCAUAACCUAACAGCAGAUAAGAAACCAAUCCACCCCAGAGCCUCAAUGCUGCAGAAAUCCCUUAGUGUGAUUGCCAGUGCCAAAGAGAAGACUUUGAGCUUAACAGCAAAGACCCAGAGUGCAGAGGAGAGCAAUAAGAAGUGUCAGCCAAAGAGCAGAGACACAAGGGCCAGUGCAGAACCAGACAACGAAUACCAACCUAAGAUGAUCAUUAGCCAGUCAGUUGAGUACAAAGAGAGUGUGGCAAAAGGCAGGGUUUUGAAACAACCGGUGAGUGGCAGCCAACCUUCAAUUUGUUCUGAUUCAGUAAAGGCUAAGGAUCUCUAUGAUCUCUCAGAGGUGUGUCCCUGGGAAGUGGAAGAUCUCCCAACACCGUCUGAAAACAAGGUUCAAAAGCAUGUAUCCAUAGCGCCAAAGGAAACCACAACAAUUCACGGAGGAAGCACCAAAGGAGGAAAGUCUCAACAGCAGAAGCAGAGAGCUUCUGAUCAAUCGCCAUCAAAUGGUAGAAGUUCAAAGGAAACACAGCAGAAGACCACUGCUGUUCGAGCAGAGGUAUGUCCAUGGGAAGAGGGAAGUGAGAGAGGUACUAGUCGAGUGGAAGGCUCCAAGCAACUAAUAUCCAGUCAGGCUAGCCAGUAUGCUAAAACACAGCGACCUCAUUCUGCAGUAGAAAGUGGAAAGCUUGACAACACUCGACCAAGUGUUUGUCCCUGGGACUUUGAAGAGGCUCAUAAGACAACAGACCUAGCACGCUCAAUGGAUACAACAAAGCAGACAAAGGGCACCUCGCCUGCAGAUGGCCGAGGGAAAUGUACCCCUACGGAUCCAUCCAAAGUAGGAGGGCCACUCCAGCCACCAACUUCAAAAGCUGAGGUAUGUCCCUGGGACUAUGACAGCACCGCUGUAUCUCCCAAUUCUGAGAGGACACCCAGUCCCUCUCGGCCGACCAAAACCAAGGAGUCACCUUCAAAAAAGAAGGGUUCCCUCCCCACGAAAACAUUUGAGAAGGAACAAUUGAAAGAUACUAAUGAUGACAGAAGCAGAACAAAAGCAAAGGACAAGAAUAAAUCUUCAGAGAAACAUAUGAGCCAGCAAAAAAUGGCUGAUGUAUGUCCAUGGGAGGUAGAGAGUCAUCAGGAGGUUCCGUUGGUGGAAAAAAGGAGAAGCGCUAAUGUAGGAGCAGCCAAAGCAAAACAGGCUGAAGUCUGUCCGUGGGAGUUUGAGGAUACAUCAGAUAAGAAAGGUACAGACAAAGGGUCUUUGAAACAAAGCAAUCCUAAUCCCACAGGCGGGAUUCUGGGCGCCAAUAAAACCGCAGAUGUUUGUCCCUGGGACUUUGAGGAUAGCACUUCAACACGGAGGCAUGACACUCAACUUUAAUGGACCGCUGACGUUAAAGUUACUGAUGUUACUUUUUUCACUUUGUAGUGGUUAAAUCUUACCUUUUACAGCUUGGAAGACAAGUUCGUUAAGUUCCACAAGUUGCCUUCCUUUAUGAGUUUUGUUUUCCUGUUUUAAGCAAAUCCACCACAAAUGAAACAAGGUCAUGACAAGCAUUCCAGAAUAUUACAGUAAACGUUGAAGACAAAUCUUAGACUAAUUAUGCAACUUUUGAUUUUUUACUUCAUGACUAUUGUUGAACAUUUGCAUUUGUUAUGGUUCUUUUUUUGCGUUUCCACCACGACUUUACAUGAUUAACUACACGUAAGGUGUAACACUAGUUUUCUGUAAAAAGAAGAAUAGAUUGUAGGUUUUGAGUACAAAAGUGAAAGCCAAAGAAUAAGGAAACAUUUGCAAGGAGGAAUGUUGGUCUUCAACGCUAAUGAGUUUAGUUUGUGUGUAACUCGUGGAAUAGAGGAAAGGACUCAGAGAGGAAAUCAGCCUUUAGCACUUUAUCCAACUCCAUAAAUUACAAACUGAUGACAGACUCUGUUCUUCUUGUACAUUUCGUCUUCUUUUUUUCAUCUUUCUCGCAUGAUGCCACACACAACCAACCAAAAUUGGACAUGUUUUUGUUUAGAUCUAUUUAAUUGUAGUUCUCUGCAGAUUAAAAGUCUUCCGAGUCUGCAGAGAUGUACUGUAUGUGCCUAAUUAACUAGCAUUGUCUUGUAUCACUCUGAAGUGAAGCAAGCGACUUCUCCUUCAGCAUUUUGUGACAGUGAAUUAUAUAAACAGCAUGCACAACCAGGUGUGGGGAGCAGUUGGACUCUCCUGGUUUGUCAACUAAAGCAGAUACCGUGUUGACAAAUGUAUAAUGUUAUUCUAGAUGACUUUUUUAAAACCAGAUGCACUCCCUUUUAUUGCGUUCAUAUUUCCAAAAGCUCACUCUGAAUGGUAAAGAUUGUGCGAGCGACAUUAACGUGAAUGUUUGUCAAAAUGGCUCAAAUGUUUGCUGUAAAAAGUAGGGAAAGAAGAAUCCAGAGGCACAACUGGGGAAAUAAUUUGCACCAGCUUUGUUUUGUAAUCCAGCAUGCGUCUUUGUGUUCGCCAAGUGUGUAUGUAUGGGUGUCUGAGUAUAAAUUACAACUAAAAAGUCAAUGCAGUACCUUAAAGGUUUGAUAUGUAAUCAGGUUUUGACAGCACUUUCUUCUUUACAUUUCCUGUUUCAGUCAAAUACAACAGCGAUCAGGUUAACACAUUUUACACAGACUUAUUCAUUCCUUCAGUUCUGACUAGCGUUUCUGCUGGUAACAAUAACGUAGUGCUCAUCAUGUUCCAGUAAUUACCGGAGGCAACAUCAAGACGAGAUUUGUGUGGGCAGGAAGAUAAGCACACAAGGAAAGUUUUAAAACCGAAGCUGAAACUGCUUGAAAACAGAAAGACGAUACCCCACCACCAUCAACCAGCAGCAUUCCAACCACUUAUAUAUUAAUGUCUUGUCAUAUCAAUGUCAUAGCUCAGAUAUUGGAUGUUAUUGGCUGUAAGAGGCCAUAUCCCCGCUCUCUCUAUAGGCACAGGUUUGUGAGUUGUUGCAAAAAGUUGGCAGAAUGAUGAUCUAAUAAGGAAAACUGUGGCUCAAGAAUAAAGAUCUGAACCAAACAAGUAAUUUGAAGAAUAGUUUACACACAUUUACAGGCAUGAAAUGUCCAAGACAAGCUCCAUUAGCAGCUCACUUUGCCUCCAAAUGAAGCGGUUUAGAUCCUCUCCUCAAAUUCUCCAGAUCUAAGCAAUAAUUUUGGUGGGCACAGUUUUAUCAGACAGAAACCUCGGCCAGACCUACAGUAUAAAAAUAGGAUCUGAGUUUUAAUAUUUGAACAUUUUUAAGCAUUAGCAUUACUCCCCCAUCAAUUUGCAUUUCUGUACUGAAUGUUCACAAGUAGCAUAAUGCAUGUGCUUUCCAGUGGUAUGCAAAGUAGACUAAAGGCCAACCAGUGAAUUAUGCUAAUAUUUUUAGAGCUAGCAACGUGGUUUCUAUUACGAAUUGGAAUGAACCUUUUCAGGGUUUUGAUUUAUUUAGUAUUUUAUAUUAAAAUGUCUUAUGCUAUCAUGCGAUCUGUCCAUCUUGGGAUUCAAGUGACAAAAAGAAAUCUCCCACUUAAAAUAAAACACCAGACAAUGUGUGUUGUUGUGUAUAAAAGCAUCUCCGGUACUUUAUGUGUUGUGAGAAUGACUUAGUAUCAUGGAAUGUCGUCGCUGAUUGUAAUUAUCGGUAAUUGCUGUCAAAUUGUUCACGAGAAGCUGUCCAGCGUCUGUAGGAGUCCUUGUUAAUGUUGACAAUAUUCAGCGCUGGUCAGAAACAGCUGCUGUGAGCCGUUGGAUUAGACCCCAUCUGAAAUGAGCUCAGGAGAAAAAAAUCCAGAGACAAACAUUUGUUGCCUUUUUUUAUCAGAUUCAGUUCAGCCACAACUCCACAGCUAAACUCCAUAAAUGUGAUUUGGAUGCUGUGCCCUAGAUCUGCCUCCGCCCACUGGGAAAUUACCUCUGCCGCUGACCUGUGGGGGGCUCGUCUGAAAUAUUUCCAAUGUGUAGUGUUUGCCUUUAAGCGCGAGAUUUGUCAUCACCUCUGCUUUAUGAGCUCUUUUACUGGCGUCUGAGAAGAACUGUAUUCGUGCAUGGAUUGACUGUAAUGCUUUGAUGGAUCUAUAUGAUAUUGUGAACCAGAUGUUAGGCAUCAUCCAUCACAUGCAUUGUGGUAGUAGAUGAAACCCGACCCCUGCUAUGAAAACAACUUCUGUAUAUUUCAAAAGCACUUUUAUCAAGAAAUUAAAAAAAAACACCUGAUUUCACUGCCACACUGCAUCUUACUGCCCUGGGUGAUGAAUAAUACACUGUAUGCUUUCCUUGUAUUUACAUAACCAUGGUUUUGUUAGUUUAAAAUCACAAUAAGCAUUUUUAGUCAUUUUACAAAACAGAUGUGUUUCUUUUAUAGGUCAAAACUAUUUUUUUUACACGUAUAUAUAUAUAAAUAUAUUUAUGCUGAUUUAGGACAUUUCCAGACCAGAAUAGUUGGAGCACAAAAGAAACCUGAUAAUAUAUAGAGCAGAAUCUCCCACUGUUAUAUGAAAAAGCAUUAGUUGCACAACGGGGUGUUGUGUUUUACCCUCAUCCGUCCAGAUCGUGUACUUGCAGUAGCGUUCCUCAGUUCAGCCAGUCAGUUCAUAGCUGUCUGUAUAUUAAACUGUGUCUUAACUGUCUGUUUCUCUGGAGAUUAUCACUGUAUUUCAGCUUGUUGAAGUUCGAAACCUCAGACAUUUCACUUGUGCAGACUGCGACCAUUGUUCUUGUACCGUCUCGACGUAGCUCUUUGUCCACCGAUCAGAUCUUUACCGCGGUGCAGCUACUCCCAUCUAAGCCUGACUCCUCUCUUUUCUCGUGACCAAACCAAGUCGCCCAAUGGUGAAUACAACAACUACUAAUGCUACUAUACUACUAUUCGAUGCUGUAACGUCGUAAAUCUUGCUCUUGUGGCUUCUGCAUGAAUUCAAGAAAUUAGUAGGACUGAUGUUUCACUGCCAUUGAUAGAACAAAAAAGAAAAAAAAGAUCUUUAUGGACUGUUACAAGUUGUAUAGUGAGUGAUACUGUCCCUAACCCACUGUAUUAUGUGCUUGUUAUAACUAUUGCUCUAUGACAAGCUUCUAGCAUCCAUAUAUGGGAAUAUUUGGUAGAUUUAUAUUGUGUCAUAUUGUGAUAGCAUGUACAUAAAAGAUACCUCCUCUGCAAUAAAUAUUUAUAUGAAAACUG